This is a messenger RNA of Coffea eugenioides, 1376 nucleotides long. Its product is annotated as NADP-dependent D-sorbitol-6-phosphate dehydrogenase-like. The transcript is spliced from 6 exons. Lineage: Eukaryota; Viridiplantae; Streptophyta; Magnoliopsida; Gentianales; Rubiaceae. The coding region runs from base 129 to 1061 and encodes 310 amino acids. The record is from RefSeq and is a predicted model, not a curated record. Gene Ontology annotation, molecular function: oxidoreductase activity.
GAGCAAGUGAAUUGAAUAGAGGUUAUAAACCUAGUCUUAUAAAAAAAAAAGCUUUAAUUUUCGUCCUACAGCCAGACUCCUUCUUCCUUUCCCUUUUUAGUUCGUAAAAAGAUACUGUAAAAAAAAAAAUGGCAUUGACUCUGAACAGUGGUUAUGAAAUGCCAAUUCUUGGUCUUGGUUUUUUUCGCAUGGAAGGCAAAAAUAUAAAAGAGAUUCUCUUCAAUGCAAUCAAGAUUGGCUACCGUCAUUUUGACUGCGCUGCUAAAUACCAGAAUGAGGAAGAACUUGGGGAAGCCCUGGAAGAAGCGUUUCGCAUGGGACUCGUUAAGAGGGAGGAGCUUUUCAUUACUACCAAGCUGUGGAAUUCAGACCAUGACCACGUUCUUGAGGCUUGCAAAGACAGCCUGAAAAAGCUUCGUCUUGAUUAUCUUGACCUGUAUCUCAUUCAUUUUCCAGUACCCACAAGGCAUACAGGAAUUGGAAAGCCAGCCAGCGUGAAGGGGAAGGAUGGUGUCCUGGACAUAGACACUAAUAUCACUUUGGAGACUGUUUGGCGUGGCAUGGAAAACUUAGUCUCUCUGGGCUUAGUUCGAAGCAUUGGAAUCAGCAAUUACAGCGUUUUGCUAACUAGAGACUGCCUAGCUUAUUCAAAGGUGAAGCCAGCUGUGAAUCAACUGGAGUUGCAUCCUUAUUUCCAGAGGGAUUCCCUUGUCAAGUUCUGCCAGAAGCACGGCAUCUGUGUCACUGCCCACACCCCACUGGGAGGAGCCCAAGCCAACACCGAAAUGUUUGGCUCUGUAUCAUGCUUGGAUGACCCCGUUCUUCUGGGUAUUGCUGCGAAAUAUAAAAGGUCUGUGGCCCAGAUCGUUCUGCACUGGAGCAUUCAGCGAAAUGCAGCUGUGAUUCCUAAGACAUCAAAACUUGAAAGGUUGCAAGAAAAUUUUCAGGCCCUUGAUUUCGAGCUCAGCGAAGAGGACAUGGAACUGAUCAAAACUAUAGAUCGGAAAGCUCGAUCCAAUGACCCGGCCAAAGGUGGUUGGAACAUAGACAUAUACGAGUAAAGGGAUGGCUAAGAUUGAAGUACCAGGACUUAGAGGUCCUGAGUUCUAAUCUCCCUUUUUUUUAUUAGCUUUUUAAAUUCCACCCCCCCUAUAAAAAAAAAGUCUUUUUAAAACGAAGGGAUGGAUGUUUGGAACAAUUACUAGAUACUUAUAUAGGCUUAGCCACAUCUUAUAAGUUAUGCUGUAACUUAUCAUGGAUGCUAUAGUUGGAGUGUUAAAUAAACUUGUGUGCUAUUUCAAUGUAUUUAUGUGGUAGCUGAAAUAUAUAUACAUAUUUAUGUAUAAAAGAAUAAAGAAAGGUUUUUGUCCUUCCAA